Molecule: messenger RNA, 4278 nt
Organism: Exserohilum turcica Et28A
Lineage: Eukaryota; Fungi; Ascomycota; Dothideomycetes; Pleosporales; Pleosporaceae
Exons: 5
Coding region: 55-4278 (1407 amino acids)
Cellular component (GO): mRNA cleavage and polyadenylation specificity factor complex; nucleus
Molecular function (GO): protein binding; nucleic acid binding
Source: RefSeq, a predicted model, not a curated record
CUCCGCCCCGCCACUCGGCCAUGCGACGAGCUGCACGCGCGCUCCAUCACCACCAUGCAGUGCUACACUGAAAUCGCCCCGCCGACGGCCGUCAGCCAUGCCAUCCACCUCCCGCUGCUGCACGCAAGGGCACACAACCUGGUCGUCGCAAAGAACUCGCUGCUCCAGAUCUUCGAGCUCAAGUCGACGACCACCGAAGUCACGCCGGGCGGGGGAAACGAGUCGGCCAAUGCAGCCGCCAAUCUGGACACGGAGGCGGCCGACGUGCCGCUGCAGCGCACUGAGAGCACCGCCAAGCUGGUCCUGGUCGGCGAGUUCCCCCUCGCGGGCACAGUCGUGUCGCUGGCGCGCGUAAAGGCGCUCAACACCAAGUCAAAGGGCGAGGCGCUGCUGGUGGCGUUUCGGGAUGCAAAGCUGAGUCUGGUGGAGUGGGAUCCCGAGUCGUACAACCUCCAUACAAUAUCAAUACACUACUAUGAGAACCCAGACUUGCCCGGCAUUGCUCCUUGGUCCGCUGAUCUCAAAGACACAUACAAUUUCUUGACGGCAGACCCCAGCAGCAGGUGUGCCGCCCUCAAGUUUGGCACCCACAACCUCGCCAUUCUUCCCUUUCGCCAGCGUGAUCUUGUCGAGGAUGACUACGACUCGGAUGCAGAGGCUCCCAAAGAGACCAAACCCGAGCACCCAAAUGCUACCGAGGCCUCCGCCGAGCGCACGACUCCCUAUUCCUCUUCCUUCGUACUACCGCUCACAAACCUCGACCCCACCCUCACACACCCAGUCCACCUCGCCUUCUUGCACGAAUACCGCGAACCCACAUUUGGCAUCGUCGCCGCUUCGCGCGACACCGCCCCGUCGCUGCUCGCUCACCGGAAAGACAUCCUCACAUACUCUGUCUUUACGCUUGAUCUUGAGCAGAAAGCCUCCACCACGCUUUUGUCAGUCUCUGGACUACCAUACGAUAUCACGCGAGUGGUGCCCUUGCCCUCGCCCAUAGGAGGUGCGCUGUUAGUGGGAGCCAACGAGAUUAUACAUGUCGACCAGGGAGGCAAGACGAAUGGCGUGGCGGUCAAUGAGUUCGCCAAAGCUGGCACGGCUUUCCCACUCAGCGACCAGUCAGACCUGGCUUUGCGCCUCGAGGGCUGCAGUAUCGAGCUUCUAUCUCACGAGGCGGGUGACGUGCUGAUUGUGCUCAAUGACGGACGGCUGCUUGUUCUAACUUUCACGCUCGACGGCCGAACUGUGUCGGGCAUGACUGUUCAAACCGUUGCGGCAGAUCAUGGCGGUCACCUCCUCAAAGCCGCCGCCUCCUGCACAAGCAAUCUCGGACGAGGACGCCUUUUUAUCGGAAGCGAAGACGGAGAGUCGGUCAUGCUGGGCUGGAACAGCACCUCCAGCCAUGUACGAAGAAAACAGUCCAACGCAAAUGUCGACAGUGAUGAGGACAUGUCUGAGGAAGAGGACAUGGAAGACAUGGAAGAUGACUUGUACAAUGACACCGCACCAGCUGUUCAGAAGAUUACUGCUGCUGCGUCAGAGCCUACCGCGCCAGGUGCCUACACCUUCCGAAUACAUGAUGUCUUGCCGAGCAUAGCGCCAAUUAGGGACGCUGUCCUACACCCAGGAAAAGAGACUGAAUCCCUGAACAAGGGCGAGAUUAUGCUAUCGACUGGACGAGGAGCCGCUGGAGCCAUAACAGCCCUGGAUCGUGAACUCCAUCCGAUUAGCGUAGCUACAAAAGAGCUGCCGUCUGCACUUGGUACAUGGGCUGUACAUGCCCGAAAACAGGCACCCGGUGAAGUCACUGCUGCCUUUGGUGAAGACAUGGAGGCCAACAUGGCCACUGAUGUAGACUACGACCAGUAUCUGGUGGUAUCGAAGAUUGGUGAGGAUGGCACAGAAAGCACUGUAGUAUAUGAGGUCAAUGGCAACAAGCUCACUGAAACCGACAAGGGCGACUUUGAACGGGAAGAGGGCUCAACACUAUUCGUCGGCGUACUGGCUGCAGGCACAAAGGUUGUGCAGGUAAUGCGCACAGAGGUCCGCACCUAUGACUCAGAACUCAACAUGGACCAGAUCCUCCCCAUGGAGGACGAGCAAAGCGGCAACGAGCUCAACGUUAUCAAUGCGAGCUUUGCAGACCCAUACUUGCUAAUCCUACGCGAAGACUCUAGUGUCAAGAUCUUCAAAGCUACUGGCGAUGGAGAGCUCGAGGAUGUUGAAGCUACUGGCCUGUCAGGCACUCAGUGGCUUUCAGCAAGUUUGUUCAAGUCUGUCAGCUUCACCGAGGUAUUUGCUUUUCUCCUGACACCAGAGGGAGGCCUUCGUGUAUUCACAGUGUCGGACAUGGAGAAGCCAUGUUAUGUCGCUGAAGCACUAAGUUUCCUUCCACCUGUUCUGGCCAUGGACUAUGCUCCCAAGCGGAGUGCCACAAAAGCCACCAUCACAGAGAUCCUGGCUGCUGACUUGGGUGACGCAACGACCAAGUCACCACACCUCAUUGUCCGCACAUCGAGCGAUAAUCUCGUCAUCUACAAAGCCUUCCACACUCCAGCACGUUCAGCUGCCGACCUAUGGACAAAGAACUUACGAUGGGUCAAGCAGUCCCAACAGCAUGUACCACGGUAUACCGAAGACGGUGGCUCAGAAGAUACCGGAUUCGAAAGCACCCUCUUAGCACUGGGUGAUAUUGGUGGCUAUAGCACCGUCUUCCAGCGAGGCACUACUCCAGCAUUCAUUUUCAAAGAGUCAUCAAGUGCACCGCGUGUAAUCGGAUUGAGUGGCAAGCCAGUAAAGAGUCUAACGUCUUUUCACACUUCUAGCUGCCAGCGUGGCUUCGCAUAUCUAGAUUCCACCGAUACUCUUCGCAUCUCUCGACUUCCUCCCCAGACCCACUACGGUCACUUGGGCUGGGCGGCACGACGCAUGCCUAUGGAUGCUGAAGUGCACGCCCUUGCCUACCACUCUUCAGGCUUGUACAUCAUUGGCACCGGACAAAGGGAAGACUACCAGCUAGAUCCGACCGAGACCUAUCACUACGAACUCCCCAAGGAAGAUAUGACGUUCAAGCCAACCAUUGAACGCGGCAUUAUUAAACUAUUAGACGAGAAAUCCUGGACGAUUAUCGACACUCAUGUUCUUGAUCCUCAAGAAGUAGUUCUUAGUAUCAAGACGCUCAACCUCGAAGUGAGUGAGAACACGCAUCAGCGCAAGGAUCUCGUCGCAGUGGGUACGGCGAUUCUCCAUGGCGAAGAUCUUGCGACCAAGGGUUGCAUCCGUAUCUUCGAAGUCAUCACCGUCGUCCCCGAGCCAGACCGGCCAGAGACCAAUAAGCGCCUCAAGCUCAUUGUAAAAGAUGAAGUCAAAGGUGCUGUAUCCGCCAUCUCAGAACUUGGAACCCAAGGAUUCAUGAUCAUGGCCCAAGGACAAAAGUGCAUGGUACGAGGCCUUAAAGAAGAUGGCACUCUUCUUCCUGUAGCCUUUAUGGAUAUGCAGUGCUAUGUCAGCGAUAUAAAGAACCUGCCUGGAACAGGCAUGCUCGCAAUGGGCGACGCAUACCGUGGCGUGUGGUUUACAGGAUACACAGAAGAGCCAUAUAGAAUGUCUCUCUUUGCACGCUCAAAGCACAGUCUCGAAACCAUAGCCGUCGACUUCCUCCCCUUUGAAGAGCAGCUUCAUCUUGUCGUCGCAGACGCAGACAUGAACCUGCAAGUCCUCCAAUUCGAUCCUGACAACCCCAAAUCCGAAGCCGGAUCCCGACUCCUGCACAAAUCCACGUUCCACACAGGACACUUCCCCGCGACUCUGCACACCGUGCACUCGCGCCUCAAAAUGCCAUCUGCCAACGAUUUUGGCUCUGGCGCUGCCGAUGGUGCAGAAAUGGAUACUUCGUCGCCAGACGACGACGACAACAAGGCCGUACCCCUCCACCAAAUUCUCUCUACAACACAAUCAGGCACCCUGGCACUCAUUACGCCACUCAGCGAAGACACAUACAGGCGCCUCUCGAACCUCGCUGCCUACCUUGCCAACACGCUCGACACGACGGCUGGACUGAACCCAAGGGCGUUCCGCGCAAGCGAUACCCCGGAUGGCGGGUGGGAUGCUGGCACGGGCGCAAGAGGCAUGCUAGAUGGGAAUUUACUGAUGCGAUGGGGGGAGCUGGGAGAGCGUGGCCGCCGAGAGGGACUUGCAAAGUAUGGCGAAGGCGAGUGGAUGUUUUGGGGCGAGAGGGAGAUUCUGGCCGGUUGGGGCGUGUUUGGUGGGAGGGGCAAGUAA